AUGAGUAAUCUCACACACGAUGAGAUCUGGGACGAUUCCGCACUGGUAGAGUCCUGGAACCAGGCUUUGGAAGAGUACAAGGUGAGCGACAGCCCCUCCAAGAUGUCAAGAUUGACCCGCGACUCACAUGUAUGGCAGAAAUACCACUCCAUCCACGCCAGUGGAGGCAAAGUUGAGGAUCUUCCCGAGACGACGACAGACAGAGCUGGGACGAAUGCCAAGCCUGAAACGGCUGCGCAGGACGAGACCGUGACUGGCGGAGGCCCUAACGCCCCCCAAGACCAGGGCGAAACACUCGAGGCUGAGGGCGCACCAUCUGGGUCAGAUGCGACGGAGGGCCAGGAUCAUGGAGAAGGCCGACCAGCUAUUCAGAUGAGGGACCCCGCUAGCCUCGCGCCUCAUGCUGUCCUCGGGUCCGUGCGGGACGAAAAUCUCAAGAAACUUUUGAUGUCUUGGUAUUACGCAGGGUACUACACGGGUCUCUACGAGGGCCAACAGCAGCAGCAAACACAGGGUGGUGCCGGCAGCCAGGAGCAAUAA
Messenger RNA from Thyridium curvatum, 540 nucleotides. RefSeq lists its product as uncharacterized. The transcript has 4 exons. The coding region runs from base 1 to 540 and encodes 179 amino acids. Lineage: Eukaryota; Fungi; Ascomycota; Sordariomycetes; Thyridiales; Thyridiaceae. The record is from RefSeq and is a predicted model, not a curated record.